UACAGAGAUUUUUAUCUGGCGAUUCCGGAGUCCUGCAACUUCGUCCCCAAAUCGACGCUCGCCCAAACCCUUGGCUCGCGUCCGAUCGCCGCCGGCCCACCUUCCCCGGCGCCUCCGCCAUUCGAUUCCCUACUCCCAGACCGCUCGACGCUUUCCCCUCCUUCAGCUCUCCCACCGCCGCCGCCCCCCUUGAUACUCGCCGCCACAGGUCCACAUCCUAUCCCAGAUUCCAUCACAGAACUUUCACAAUGGCAGGAUCCCACGCGCCAGUAGAAAGGAUGGCGUCGAGAUGCACCCCCGCGACGGCGCGGGCCACGCUCGCGUUCGAGAUCGUUGGGUAUAGCAUGCAUAAGGGCAUGGGCGCCGGUAAAUUCAUCCAGUCACCCCGCUUCUCCGUUGGCGGGCACGAAUGGUGCGUCCGCUACUGCCCUAACGGAAUUCCGAUGGUUGACAUCAACAAGGACUACCUCUCAGUAUCCCUCGAGCUCCUGAGCAAGCGCGCUGAAGAUGUGCCGGCGCUCUUCGACUUGAGACUCAUCAACAAGAAGAGCGACCUGGAAAAGUCUGCUCUACUAAAGGAUGACUGCCUCAUGAUUGAGUGCGACCUAACUGUGAUCAAGGAGCCACUUGUUGACCAACCUGUGGAGGUCCAGAUGCCACCAUCAAACUUGUCUGAUAACCUUGGAAAAUUGCUAGAGACAGGUGAGGAAGCAGAUGUGAUAUUCAAGGUUAAAGGGGAGGUUUUCAUUGCGCACAAGAUUGUGCUUGCUAUGCGGUCGCCAGUCUUCAAGGCACAGCUCUAUGGACCGAUGAGAGACAAGACGAGCCGGAAGAUAACUGUCAAAGACAUGCAGCCUGCUGUUUUCAAGGCAUUGCUGCACUUCAUCUACACGGAUUCGUUGCCUUCCAUGGAAGAUCUUGAUGAUGAUGAGAAUGAAGAAAUGGUUAAGCACUUGCUAGUGGCUGCAGAUCGGUAUGCAAUUGAAAGGUUGAAGCUGAUAUGUGAAGGCAUUCUUUGCAAAAGUCUUGAAGUUCAGUCUGUUGCGACCAUGUUAGCUCUAGCUGAUCAGCAUCAGUGCAGCAGGCUCAAAGAUGCUUGUGUGGAAUUUGUCACCUCUUCAUACAGAAUGGAUGAUGUGGUGGCAACCCAAGGGUAUGCGCACCUGAAAAGAUCAUGCCCUGCUGUCUUAGUAGAUAUCUAUGAGAGAGUAACGAAGUCCCGCAAAAUCUAGUAUGCUCAUCCUGGAUAAAAUUUAUAAUAGUUUAGCUUAAUUGACUUGUGGCACCUGGGAUGAAUUAGUCAUAUCCUUUGAAUUUUCACUUUCUAGUGAUCUUUUGUAAGAAUUCGCAAGGCUUUCCAUGUCCUUCAGUAUUCAUACGUCAUUUGGGGAUCUAUUUGUGGCUUUUGGUGGAGAAUGAGUCUCUGUCUUCCAUGUAGUGAUUGGCUCAUCCUAUCCUAUGAAAUUAUGAAUCUUCACUAGUUCA
Lolium perenne is the source of this 1485-nucleotide messenger RNA. Lineage: Eukaryota; Viridiplantae; Streptophyta; Magnoliopsida; Poales; Poaceae. The record is from RefSeq and is a predicted model, not a curated record.